Molecule: messenger RNA, 3504 nt
Organism: Anastrepha ludens (Mexican fruit fly)
Lineage: Eukaryota; Metazoa; Arthropoda; Insecta; Diptera; Tephritidae
Gene: Trc8
Product: protein TRC8 homolog
Exons: 8
Coding region: 613-2892 (759 amino acids)
Biological process (GO): ERAD pathway
Cellular component (GO): endoplasmic reticulum; endomembrane system
Molecular function (GO): ubiquitin protein ligase activity
Source: RefSeq, a predicted model, not a curated record
UGAAUUGUAGCAACAAAGGGAAGAAAAAAACAUUUUACAAAAGUCAAUUCACGACACGAAUGGAAAGAAGAAGCGUUAAUAAUUCACUACGUCAAAGAGCAAAGCAAAGUUCGGAAAUAAAAACACUUGCAGGACUUUUGGUCAUUACUCGAAUUUUGCGAGUAAAUAAUUGUAAAUAAACGGGCUAUAAUCUGUAUCUGCAAGAAUCUGAAGAUUCAAAAAGUGUUGAAGUGACGUGGAACCCGACUGGUAGAACGAAAUAGGUGCAAUACUUCAUCGUCCACAAUCAGUGCUUGAAUAAAUUAAUAACAGGGGCGAAGGUGUAGGCACAAACACACCUACGGCUGCGAUAAGGCCACGAGAAUCGUUUGCAAAUUUGUAAAACGCAUCGAAAUUUGUAGAACACCCUAAGUAGGAGCAUCUCAACAACAAGGUGAAUAUGCAAUUAAUAUGAAAUUUUAAUGGAGCACAAGUCAACAGCGUUUGCCCAUUCGAAAGUUUGUUGUUAAACAUAAAACAACUGUAGUUCAAAGCGUCAGGUGCACGUCAUUGGUCACUGACCCCUUAACUGUUGCCCCCACGACGAUCGGUUCUUCGGAUGACCCCCUAAAUAUGUCUGUGCGCACCAAAGUCCUCGGUUUAGUGGAUGUAAUGAUGCGCGUGCCGCCCAUCUUGGUCAUUGAUGAGGUACUCAAAAUCAGUAUGGGACUACCAACGCGUUUCUAUCCCACAGCCACCGAUCAGGGACUACAUAUUGACGAAUUCAAUGAAAACCGAACACAUAGUGACGCAGCCAAUGUCCCAAGCGAUUCAGCAUCUAGUUUUCCUGAUAUCAACCAUGCCAGCCUUGCAAAUAACACAAGCGGAGAAAGUUCAGGCGGUGAUAGUGUACUGGAGCGUGCCAUAGUCAAUGCAUCGGCUACAGCCGCUUCAAGUGGUGUGCUCAGCAGCUCUUUUGGCCUCAUGAUGAACGAUUUGGCGCAGGACACAUUUCUCUCCGAUGUGCUGUCAAUAACUUCGGUCAAAUUUGUUAUCUGCUUAAUGGUAUUCCUAAGUGCUGCUUGCAUAUUUAUGUUAUGGACUCGACAUCUGGUGAUGGUCUACAUGUUUGUGAUUUCGUUGGGCCUAACCUUUCUGUCGUAUUGGUCGAACGUAUCUGCAUUGGCCGUUAUGGAGAAAUCGCCAUGUAUAUUGGGGGAUUUGCUUUCGUUUAACACAACACGGUUGCUGGACACAAGUGGUGUUGCGAUGUCACUCGUUCCACAUCUGGUAGCUCAAUGGUUCAUGGGUAUGCUGUUCGCGUACGUGCAUUUAGGUCCACGUUAUUCAGCCAUACAAAAAAUUAUGCCAGUCGUGUUUGCCAGUCCCAUCUUGUUGGCAAUGUUGCCCCUGCCGCCGCGCAUUGUCAAGGAUUUGCCUGUGCUGGCCGGCGCUGUGCCGCUGAUACUAACCAAAAUUACAAUGCUGAGCAGUGCUAUAGACGCGGCCAAGACGGUUUACAAUGGUUACCAGUAUGCAAUGAAUUUUGUAUCGAAUUUUGGCUUAUCCGCAUUGAUUGAAAAUGAAUGGCAAAGGCUGAAUGUGCCGAGUGUGCUGCGUGUGUUCUGGACUAUCAGAAUCGGACAGGAAUUCAUUUCAAUUGUGUUGUCCGAUAGCAACACGGCAUUGAGUUUCUUUCCCACCGUGCAAAAAUUGUUGGUCGAUGGUUGUGAAACACUCACCGCUGUGUUGGGCAUGACUUCGAUUAUCUCGGUGAUUUGCCACUAUAUUGGACGCGCAUUUCAAUGGUACCUACUCACGUUCGACAACGACGAAGAAAAGUCACUGGGCACUGUUUCCGCUGUACUCUUCUACAUACUAGCGCUGCAGACAGGACUCACAUCAUUGGCACCCGAUAAGCGCUUCGUGCGCUUGUGUCGCAAUUUAUGCUUAUUGAUAACUGCAUUACUACAUUUCUUACACAAUAUUGUAUCGCCUAUAUUGCUGUCAUUGAGUGCCGCACGCAAUCCCUCACGAAAGCGUCAUGUGCGUGCGCUCACCGUGUGCGCCUUCCUGGUCAUUACGCCGAUUUGCUUGCUCGCCGCACUCUGGACACGGCAUUCGCCGUCUACCUGGUUACUCGCAGUUACGGCCUUCUCCGUUGAAGUGGUCGUAAAGGUACUUGUUUCGCUGGCCACGUACACUCUAUUUUUGCUCGAUGCAGGGCGACAAACUUUCUGGGAGAAACUGGAUGAUUAUUUGUACUAUGUACGGGCCUUUGGUAAUUCGGUUGAGUUUUGCUUUGGUAUAUUGCUUUUCUUUAACGGUGCUUGGAUUUUAAUUUUUGAGUCUGCCGAAAAUGUUAUAGGCGGUGCUAUACGAGCCAUCAUGAUGUGCAUCCAUGCCUAUUUCAAUAUUUGGUGUGAGGCUCGUGCCGGUUGGUCCGUGUUCAUGAAGCGACGUUCGGCCGUACACAAGAUCUCCGCACUGCCCGAGGCGACACCAGCUCAAUUGCACGCUUUCGAUGAUGUCUGCGCCAUAUGUUACCAGGAAAUGUAUUCUGCCAAAAUUACACGCUGCCGCCACUAUUUCCAUGGUGUGUGUUUGCGUAAAUGGCUAUACGUGCAAGAUCGGUGUCCGCUCUGCCAUGAAAUCAUGAUGUACUCGGACAAGAGUGAAGAAAACGACGCGCAGACGCCUGCAGAUAGUCCCGCGCCUAUUGUGCAUCAAUACAAUAACGAAGGCGACGAAGAGCACACCUCCAGCUCAGCCAGCUCAACCCCCAGACUGGCGAGCAAUACAGCUUCGAGUACUGCAGCUACAACGACGUCGGCUGCCGCGGUAGCUACAGCAGCUGCCAGUAACACAACACAGACAUUUCGAUUGUCGGCAGACAUUGGGAUACAGGAAUAAAGUUUUGGGAUAUAGUAAAAAAACACUAAAUUAAACGAAAAUUAGAAAAAAUCCAAACGAAAUGUUGAAUGUGGUUGCAUGUGAAAACGGGUGGGUGUGCGUCAAGCAAAACAUAAAACAAGUAAAAGACAUGAAUUCGCUCAACAAUGCAAGUUUAUUGAGCUAUUAAUGUGUACUUAUGUAUGUAAAGCAUAUGCAAUACAUUUGGUUCUUAUGUAAACCUUUAAAUUAUAUUAUACAGGCUUGGUAAAAGUCAGUUUUCUAGCUCGUGGUUAAGCAGGCACCCAAACAAAAAGCAAAAAACAUAUAAAUAUUGUAUAAAAAAGACACACUCCCGGCGGGAUCGAGGAGGAAGGUUAUGGAAGAAAGAGCAAAAAGCUCGACAAAUGAGAGCAGCAAGGAGAAAAGACGUACUACACAACGCUAUGCAGCCAAACAAAUUGGAAAUUGGUCCCGCAAUGGUCAGUGGCAUUAGCGUUCUACGCACGAGAUUACAUUGUUGAAUUUGAUCAUUCGCGUCCUCUGUUCAAAAGGAGGCAUUCGUGCUUUGCCUCUGUGGCGCACUAUUUUACAGCUUGUACGAUUUGUAAAUAUGUACUACUAUUAUGAAAA